This is a messenger RNA of Monoraphidium neglectum, 3063 nucleotides long. RefSeq lists its product as hypothetical. NCBI's taxonomy places the organism in Eukaryota, Viridiplantae, Chlorophyta, Chlorophyceae, Sphaeropleales, Selenastraceae. The transcript is spliced from 8 exons. The record is from RefSeq and is a predicted model, not a curated record. The coding region runs from base 1 to 3063 and encodes 1020 amino acids.
AUGGCGCCUGUCAGCAGCGCUCCCGCCAAGCACGGCGCCCCGCCCUGCACCGCCGCACUCUCGCCCCCAGCCUCCGCCAAGAAUGGCGGCUGCAGCAUUUACUACAACGGCAAGCACGGCGGCAAGCCCCGCAAGGGCUGCGACCUGACCGGCUGUGACCCCAUACGGAAGUGCACCAUCGUCUUCCCGCCGCAGCCCUACUGCACCUGCCUCGGCAGCCCCUCCUUCAUCACGUGCGUCGUCGACGCCGCGACCAACAACGUGGUCGGCCUGGCGUGGGGCGGCGCGGGCGACGCGUUCGGCUCGUGGAUGCAGGGGUCGUACGACGAGCGCCGCAAGAACAACACCAUUUACGUGCCGCCCGCGGACCAGGACCCGUCCUCCAACCAGGGCUACAACCAGAUGUGCCUCCAGCAGUCGCAGCUGCCCGCCAAGCGGCAGGACGAGGUCUUCCUCGUAAACAUCACCUUCCCCUUUGAGGUCUCCGGCGGCCCGCAGGACCCGAGCGCGAACCGCAUCAACCGCUUCUUCGCGCGCGUCGACGAGUUUUCCGGGUACAUUUCCGAGCUCACGUUCCAGUUCCAGGGGCUGGACGCCAACGGCAACAACCUCUACUCGUCGUGCGGCGCCGGGGAGACGUACACCCGGACGAUGACGUACUCUGCAAAGAAGAAUGUGACCGACCAGACGUUUGAGUCGGUGCUGUGUGGGGUGCGGUCGCCAUGCGAGAAGACGACAAACUUCCUGAUGAUGCCGCUGCUGCCUUGCUACAGCGAGGAGGUCAUCGCGGCCGCGGCCAAGACCGCAGCGGCGCGGGCGGCGGCUGUGGCGGCAAACCGGGCGGAAGUGGAGCGGCAGCGUGCAGCCGCAGAGGCGGCGGCUGCAACGCAAGCUGCGCAGGAAGAGCAGCAGCAGCAGCAGCAGCAGCAGCAGCAGCAGCAGCAGCAGCAGCAGCAGCAGCAGCAGCAGCAGCAGCAGCAGCAGCAGCAGCAGCAGCAGCAAACAGCGACCGACGCGGCAAACGCGGCCCAGAGGGCGCAAGAGGCGCUCGCUUCAGAUGCGGCGGCAAAUACGCCGCCAGUGCCCGUGAUCAACGCGGCGGCGGGGAAUGCGCAGACGGGACUCGCGCCUCCCUUGAACACGGCGCAGCAGCCCGUCCUCGGCAUGCUGCCAUUGGUGGCCGGCGUGCCGGGGCAAGUGGUGACGGGGGACGCGAAGGCCGCGCAGGGCGCGGCGCUGGUGACGCCUCUGGUGACGCCCCAGGCGGUGCACUGCACCGGGGCGGACACGGUGACGUCAGCACCCAAGGCUUACUUCAUCGCCAAGACCGCCCCCGAUCGCUGGUCAGACAUGCCCGCUGCCACCUGGAGCGCGGCCAGGGCGCGCGUCGUCUCCUCCGGCCGCGCCGCCCACCACGCGGGCUUCCUCUCGUCCCUCGGCGCCGCCGCCGCAGCCAGCGGCCGCCGCCGCCUGCUGGACGGCGCGAGCCCGAUCGCUGCCGACUCCCUCAACAGCGGCUGGGAGGGCGUGUCGGCCGGCGUGUCGGCGGCCAGCGCCGGCGCGGGCGCGGGCGCCGCGCCGCGCGACGCGCUGGGCGUCGCGUUCGCCGUCGGCGGGCCGGGGCGCAGGGCCGGCUACUCGCUGCACGCGGCCAAUGGGCUCGUGGUCAUAUCAGCACUGAGCUACAGCGGCGUACCCGCGACCACCCACGCGCCCAGGACCCUGUCUGCGUUCUUCGACGCCUCAUUCCUCGGCUUCGCCGGCCAGUCGCACUUCCUCUCGCCGGACGCGAUUUUCGACAAGGCGUCCAAGCGCUUUGUGCUUGCCGCUGUCUCCCACGACGACGCGCUCAACGGCAGCGCGCCCUCGGUGCUGUGGCUCGCCGCGUCGGCCCGCGCAGACCCGAGGCAGGGCUGGCGCGUGCUGGGGCUGGCCGCGCCGCCGCGCGGCGAUGCGAGCAACCCGUGCGGCGCAGGGACCCAGGCUGUGUGGGAGUCCCCACGCCUGGGCUACGACGAGCACGGCAUCCACGUCGGCGCCAACAUCGCCUGCGCCGCCCCCGGCGCCCUCGACCCCGACGCCCGCGCCGGCCGCCGCGCGUGGCUGCUGUCACUUGGAAAGGAGGGCCUCUACGCCGCCGCCGACGCCGCGCCGCCGGCGCUGCCCGUCGCGAUGUGGGACCUAAGUGACGGCGCCGGCGGCGCGCCCGUGCGGCAGGCGCAGCCGGCGGUGCCGCAGGCGGCGGCGGACGCGGCGGGGUCGGCGCGGGGCGCCGCCUUUGCGGUCGCGCUGGAGGCCAUCCCUGGCGCGCCCAGCGAGCGCCUCGUGUUUUAUGCCAUCACCGAAACCUCGAAGCUCAAGUCCCUCGCGCCCGGCGCGGCGCCUACCCUGUGCCGCGCCGCCCGGCCGCGCGGCUACAAGCCGCCACUGGCGGAGGCCGACCCGCCCGCCAAGGGGGGCCUGCGGCAGCCGGGCAGGGGGCCCGAAUGGGGGCUGGACGCCGGGCGCGCCUGGCGCGUGUACUCGGCCGCCCUGAGCGCCGGCAAGCUGUUUGUCGCCACAAAGGCGUACGACCCCGCCUGCACCGCCGCCGCCCCCGACGCCUGCCGCCCCGCCGUCCACGUCGCAACCUGGGCCCCCUUGAGUCCAGACCCCGCCGACGCCGCCGCGGCGCGCUUCGGCCCGGCCGCCGUUGGCGGCGGCAGCGGCGCGCUGAUCGGCGGCGGCGGCGCGUCGCUGGCGUUCCCCUCGGUGACAGUGCCCGACGGCGGCGCGCCGCUGGUGGGAUUCAGCUUUACGAGCGAGCCGGGGGCGGGCCCCGGGGAGGGCUACGCGGGCGUCGGCUUCUCGCGCCUCACCCCUGAUGGCGCCGUCAGCGGCGCGCCGAUACGCGCCACGCGGCUGGGGCUGUCCGCGGUCGACGCCCCCGCGGCGUCAGCGGGCUACCGCCUGUGGGGCGACAGCACCACGGCGGCGGCGGCGGGCGGCCGCGUGUACGUCGCGGCGCCGUAUGCCGCCAUGCAGGGGUGGGGAACGUGGGUCGCCGCCCUGCCAAGCUCUUAA